Molecule: messenger RNA, 270 nt
Organism: Rangifer tarandus platyrhynchus (Svalbard reindeer)
Lineage: Eukaryota; Metazoa; Chordata; Mammalia; Artiodactyla; Cervidae
Source: the annotation of a GenBank genome assembly
AUGAAGACAGUCACCGUCUUUGUUCUGCUGGCUUUUGUCAUCAUGGGGCUGGAGGUGGCCUGGGCUCAGAAGUCUCCUGGCAAAGGACAACAGAGACCUGGAUUCUGCCCAGAGUUGCCCAAAGGUACUGUAGGAAUUUGUGUUGAACGGUGCUCAGGAGAUUAUUCCUGUCCUGAGGGAAUGAAAUGCUGCAGCAAUGGAUGUGGUCAUGUCUGCAAAGCUGCUGUCUUCAACAAGAUUGGCUCUGGUGGCCGUGCGAAAGUGAACUGA